Molecule: messenger RNA, 585 nt
Organism: Triticum aestivum (bread wheat)
Lineage: Eukaryota; Viridiplantae; Streptophyta; Magnoliopsida; Poales; Poaceae
Product: uclacyanin-3-like
Exons: 3
Coding region: 1-585 (194 amino acids)
Cellular component (GO): plasma membrane
Molecular function (GO): electron transfer activity
Source: RefSeq, a predicted model, not a curated record
AUGGGCAUGCCGACGGCGACUCUAGCGGCUCUGGCGCUGCUGCUGCUGUGCGUCUCCAUGUCCUCCUUGUCCAAUUGCUUAGCAACGCAGUACAAGCUCGGCGAUGCCCUCUUCUUCCUCUACCCGCCCAGCCAGGACAGCGCCGUCCAGGUCACUGCCAAGGCCUUCGCCGCUUGCGACAUCUCUGGCCCGCUUCUCAAGCUAGAGGACGGCAACUCCGUCUUCAACCUCACCAAGCCCGGGCGGGCCUACUUCACCAGCGCUGCCCCAGGCCGCUGCCGCAAGGGCCAGAAACUGUCGCUCGACGUGCCCGGAGCCGACGAGAAGAUGCUCAAGCCCUCCACGGACGACUCUAGCGGCUCUGCCAAAUCCGCGAGGAUGACGAGCUGUGCCGGCUCGGCCUCCUCGCCUACUGGCUCGCCUUUCUUCGUCGCCCCGCGGAUGCAGUCCAAGGGCGGCGAGCUGCCUACUGCCGGAGCGCAUUUCUCUAGGAACGCAUUAAAAUUCAAGGAAACGGUAGCACGGGACAUUGAUCUACAACAUAGAUAUGCAAAAACUAUCAGGACUAAGUUCAUGAUAAAUUAA